Metopolophium dirhodum (rose-grain aphid) is the source of this 426-nucleotide messenger RNA. RefSeq lists its product as uncharacterized. The transcript has a single exon. The record is from RefSeq and is a predicted model, not a curated record. NCBI's taxonomy places the organism in Eukaryota, Metazoa, Arthropoda, Insecta, Hemiptera, Aphididae. Bases 1 to 426 code for a protein of 141 amino acids.
AUGAACGGUUAUAGUGUAGAACAACGUGUGCGUAUAAUUAAAUUUUAUUACCAAAACCAGUGCUCCGUUAGAGAAACUUUCCGCGCAUUACGCGAUUUUUAUCCUCGACACAACCAUCCUGCUGAGUUGACUAUUCGACGUUUGGUUGCCAAAUUCGAGUCAACUGGUUCAAUAAAUUAUCAGCCAACACCCAUACGUCAACGAAAUGCAAGAUCCAUUGAAAACAUCGCUGCUGUGCGUGAUAGUGUACGGGAUAACCCAAGACAGUCAAUUCCUCGUCGUUCACAAGAACUUGGUCUUUCUGCGACUUCAACUUGGCGAAUUUUGCGUCGAGACUUGGGUCUGCACCCGUAUAAAAUCCAACUAACACAAGCACUUAAGGUAAACGACCAUCACAACGCCGUGUAUUCGCUGAUUGGGUUCUAG